CCGGCAGACGCGUCAUGCCAACGACCGCGAGCGCUCCGGAGGACAUCUGUUGAAACCGUCGUAUACGCGCGAUUUUACGAACACGACUUUUUUUUCUCUCCGCAGAUUCCCUGUCUUUCAUUCUCGUUGUCUCUGGCUCACUGUAUCGCUCAUCGGAUUUUUUUUUUUUUUUUAUAUUUCCACAAUCGUUAUUAGAAUUAUUUAUUUUUCUCGCGCUUUCUGCGCGAGUUACCCUCUCGCCAUCGCGAGACAAAAUCCCGUCGCCGUGUAGGUUCCUAAACUUCAGUAAUUUUUACGAUCCCAAAUAGAUAUUAAAAAACAACACUUUCUGUUGCUCCAGCACUCGGGUAUUCCACAGCCACCGCUGCCGCCCCAGAGUUAUAGUCAAAUCUACGCCACUGCGACUAUCGUGGCAUUAAUACACCACUUAGCGCGGCCACUCGGCGACGGCGGCGGCGGCAGUGGCGGUGGCGACCGGCAGUAAGCCAGUCAGUCAGUCAGUCGUUUAUACCGCGGGCCGCGUAACCGUCGUGCUCCGCGACUAGUCAACUUCAAUAAAAUCGUACGUAAACGCCGACCGGUUGCAGCCGCCGCCCCCGCGAUCUUCGGAUCACCGUCCGCGAUCAUCACAGGGAUCGCGACAUGCUGCUAAACCAAAGACUGCGGCUGGGCGGCGGCCUGUUGGCGCUGGGCUUUGUGGCUCUGUUCGCGGCACACCCGCCGCCGGUCAGGGGUGGUAGCUCGCACAACCUGGAGAGCCACCAGUACAAGGACUCCAGGAAGUGUCUGUUACAGCUGACGGCCAGGACGUUGGAUUGCGGUGGCGGCGGCGGCGGUGGCGUCAGGCGAACGGUCGUGACGACGAAACGUCGGCCAGAUAAACGUCAACGCGGCGGCGGUGACAACGACAACGAUUUGGAUCAGAACAAUAAUAACUUUGAUUACAAUUACGACGAUGACGGCGGCGGUGACGGUGACGGCGGCGACGAUGCCGAUACCCGACAGACGUUUUACGAACCACCGCUGAUCACUGACCCGAGGGACCGGAUGCUGCCCGUCAUCUACAGCCCUAGGCCCAUGUACGCGCCGCCACGCCAUCAGCCGCAACAGCCGCAGCAACAGCAGCAGUCGUACAACAGGUACGACGACCAAGGCGUCGCCCCGAUCGGCCCGUUCGAGAUGCCUAUCAUCAUUGGUAGUUAUCAAAACGUCGACGUAAAAUUGAAUCAAGAUAUGCUCCCAGAGUGUCCACCCACCGAAGAUGGAUUUGAACGGUUCGCUUGUCCCUCUCCAGACAAGGAAGGACGAUUCAGGUGCAUAGAUGAUCACGUUUUGUGUGACGGAUACAUUGACUGUCCAAACGGUGACGAUGAAGAUAGAAAAAAUUGUUUCUUUUUCAAAACAACUAAAGCUCAUCUGGACAUACUAGCAGACGCUCUUCUACGAUGGGCAAGAGGACGCUAAUCCAAAAUUUAAUUUAAAAUAAUAUCUUGAUAAAAUAGCUACGACAAUUUUAAUCAGAAACAAUAAUUUCAUUCGACAAAAUAACUUUUCUUCUAUAGGUUUGAUUGAAAAAUAUUUUUUUCCCCAGAAACUUAUUGAAGUUACUCAUAAAAUUUUUUCAAUAAUUCGCGUGCAAACAAACGACAAAAAUAAUUUACAAGAUAAAAUGGAGGCCUGGAAUAUAAAACGCUUUUUGGCGUAGGUACUACUACUACUGAUGUUACACCGGUAAACAUUUCAAAAGUCUAUUAAAUUUUAUUAACCACGUUUUCCUCUUUUAAGUGCUCAUAACAUUAUAAUUUCAUUUAAUACUACCGAGUUCCUACAAUAGUUGUUGUUACCAAGCAUGUGUCAUGUUGAUAUAUUUUCGUACGGGUUGUAUAUUAAUUUAUUGAUUUUUUUUUUUAACUCUAUCUGUGGUCACUGAUCAAUCAGAUCUGUGAAUGAGAUCGCAAUAAAUUAUUGUGUGUUAAUUUAAAUCGUGAAUAAUAGAAUCUGUAAA
Melanaphis sacchari is the source of this 2005-nucleotide messenger RNA. RefSeq lists its product as uncharacterized. The transcript has 4 exons. The coding region runs from base 643 to 1464 and encodes 273 amino acids. Gene Ontology annotation, molecular function: protein binding; transmembrane receptor protein tyrosine kinase activator activity. Gene Ontology annotation, biological process: positive regulation of MAPK cascade. The record is from RefSeq and is a predicted model, not a curated record. Gene Ontology annotation, cellular component: terminal bouton. Lineage: Eukaryota; Metazoa; Arthropoda; Insecta; Hemiptera; Aphididae.